Molecule: messenger RNA, 744 nt
Organism: Chlorocebus sabaeus (green monkey)
Lineage: Eukaryota; Metazoa; Chordata; Mammalia; Primates; Cercopithecidae
Source: RefSeq, a predicted model, not a curated record
UCUAUGACAACUACCAACCCUCUGCCCACAGCCACUAAUACGUUACCAUCAUUCACCAGUAGCGUUUCAUCUUCUAUGCCUGUCCCAAGUACAGAAGCGAUCACCAGUGGUACCACAAACACCACCCCUUUGUCUUCCUUGGUGACCACAUUAUCCAAUUACGACACCAGUUCUACACCUGCAUCUGAGACCACCUACCCUACUUCUCUUACUAGUGCUCUCACAGAUUCCACGGUCAGAACCACCUAUUCCACCAGUAUGACCGGUACAUUGUCCACUGUGACCUCUCUCCGACCCACCUCUUUGUCUCUUCCAACCACAGUAACAGCCACAGUUCCUACAACAAACUUGGUAACCACGACCACCAAGACCACCUCACACAGUACUCCUAGCUUCACUUCAAUCACAACCACCGAGACCACCUCACACCGUACUCCCAGCUUCACUUCUCCAAUCACGACCACUGAGACCCCCUCACACAGUACUCCUAGCUUCACUUCCUCAAUCACUGUCUUGGAGACCACAUCACACAGUACUCCCAACUUCACUUCUUCAAUCACCACCAGUGAGAGCCCCUCACACAGUAUUCCCAGCUUCACUUCUUCAAUCACCACCACCGAGACCCCUUCACACAGCACUCCCAGCUUCACUUCUUCAAUAACCACCACUGACACACAGCACUCCCAGCUUCACUUCUUCAAUAACCACCACUGAGACUACCUCACACAGUACACCCAGUUACAC